AUGGUGAAAAGCGCAAGCAAAAAUAAUGACACGGAAAUCGAUGACUUCUCAGUCAACAUAAACAACAGCAACGAUUUUAACACAGUCCUAAACGAAAUUAAGUUAAAAGAAUUUCAUCGUGAAAAGUCAAAAACGAGAAAACAAACCAAAAGUAAAGUAAAGCUAAAAAAUGUCAACGAUGUAGAAAAUGACAUAGUAACCUUAAACUCGCAGUCAGACAAAGGCACAAAGAACAAAAGGAUGCUUAGCAAAAAUAAAGGGAAAGAAAAAUUAGUGCAAAAUGACGUGAACGCAAUCAACGCCCAAGACAGCAAUUUGUACGACACGCCCGUUUUCCCGCAAAUCACCUCCCUAAUUCUGUACCAUGAAAAAGAAAAUAACAACUCGGAAUCCUCCAGCAGCAUCAAACAUGCAAUAAACGAAAAAAUAAAAAGGCACAACUCCAACCAUAAAAUCGAGAAACAUACCAUAUAUGAUAUUUAUGCAAAAACGUUAAAAAAAUUGUCAAUUGAAGACGAAAGUGAUGUGUUAAAAGAAAGUGAUGAUGGCAACUUUUAUUUUAAUAUGAACAAAAUUUCAGACAACAGAAAAAGCAAUAUAAAUUUUUCAAACUCGAACUUUUCAAAUAACACCUCAGAGGUGUCCUCAUCUAUUUUGAUUCCCACGUACCAAACUAAAGGUAGUAACGUGGACAAAAAAAGAAACCACCAAAAUAAGGACACAAAAUUGAGGGAAAUGAAAUAUAGCAAUAAGGAUGCACAGCCGAAGCAGCAUCGUCAUCACAGUAAGGAAAAAAAAACACACAAGGACUUGGAACAGCUUCCAAUAAAUGAAGACCCAGAAAGUGACUCAAAUUUUUACUACGAUGAGAAAACGUUUUGCAAAAAUGGUGGUGAUUCCUCCAAUGAAAACCAAAGCAUAAAGGGAAUGGUAAAGGGGAAAAGGGUGAGCGGUAGAGAACGAGGCAGAGAAUCCGAUAAAUAUGAACAUGGAAUGGAUACAAAUGGAGGUACAUACAAAAGGGAACAAAAAUGCAAAUUAAAAGGUGUAAGGGCAAGUGUAGAUCUAGAUGGACAGCCGUACGCGCGUGAUGCAAAGCUGCCUACAGACUUGCUCAAUACGAACGAAUCAAAAUGGUCAGCAAACGAAUACCUCACGCAGCAGGAACGUGAUUAUUUGAACGUGUCCAACUCUUUGUCUAUUGAAAGCUUACAUGAUAAUGCAAGAGAAGAACUACAGAAUGAUGAAAUGAGAAAUGAAAAAUGUGGGCUAGCCAACACAAAGGGAAAAGAUCAAAUAGCAAGUAACUAUGAUGAUGACGCGUAUGACGCAAAGGGAUUAAUCCAGACAUCACUAAAAGACAUACCCGAAUUUAAUACGUACCAUUCACUAAACCAUCUGUUACACAAGAAAAAAAAAUAUAUAAACGGAAAAUCAAAUGAAAAUUACCCAACAUCAGAAAUAACCACAACAGAUUCUGAAUACUCGAUGGAUGAAAAAUUGAAUAUAAAUAUGUCAUAUGAAGAUUUUAAAAAUAAGAAGCAAAGUGAAAUAUUGUCUGUUGUACAAGUCAGCAAAAGUAAAGAGAAGUUACUAAAAGUUGUAAAUAGUAAACAUAUUUUAAAUAUUAGGAGGCUGCUAAGAAUAAUGCGAGAAUUUUAUAUAGGAUUUAUUGGUCUACAAUUAAUUUAUUUUAUAACGUAUCUUCUCUUUGGUAACAAUAGCGUCUACUUAAUUCAAAUUGUUUCCAUAUCUUGCACCUUCUUUUCACUGUUGGAUGCCAAUUACCACGGCUACUUAUUAAAUGGCUUUAUUGACCUUUGUGUUGCAAUAUUUUUAAAUAUAGCUAUUGUAGAAGAUAUUUCCGGUUUUAAAAGCUUAAAAUCUAAUGAUGUGUUGAAAAAUAUAACCCUGUCCAAUGUCGUUUUCCUGUACUUUUUUUCUGCGUUUUCUUUUUUGAAUGGCUAUUUUAUACACAAAUUGCAUUCCAUGGAGAGAAGAAAUAUAAAGCAUGUAAUACGCAGCAUCGAGUCCAAGGCGGACCAGGCUGCUAAAAGCGCCACGCUGGAUACCUCACCUUCCAAAAGUGUUCAUUAG
Messenger RNA from Plasmodium fragile, 2097 nucleotides. RefSeq lists its product as uncharacterized. Lineage: Eukaryota; Apicomplexa; Aconoidasida; Haemosporida; Plasmodiidae. The coding region runs from base 1 to 2097 and encodes 698 amino acids. The record is from RefSeq and is a predicted model, not a curated record. The transcript has a single exon.